This is a messenger RNA of Schizophyllum commune H4-8, 778 nucleotides long. RefSeq lists its product as uncharacterized. NCBI's taxonomy places the organism in Eukaryota, Fungi, Basidiomycota, Agaricomycetes, Agaricales, Schizophyllaceae. Bases 100 to 615 code for a protein of 171 amino acids. The record is from RefSeq and is a predicted model, not a curated record. The transcript has 2 exons.
AACUCGCGCUGCACGCAACUCGGUCUACAGACCGCAGGCACCUCCCCUCCCUCCUCCCUCCUCCCUCCUCCCUCCUCACCCCCUCUCUUUGCUUGCCGGAUGCGGGUGCCGUCUCUCUGCGCUUCAUCUCGUUCCAGACGGUGCUCGUGCCAGAUGGUGCUCGUGCGAGCGAUGGCUCGUAUAGCGUCUCGCUGCACAUCGGUCUUACGCAGGCCGCACUCCCGAAUCCCACUUCGUACUCUCCCCACCCUCCCUUUGCUGUCCCUUCGCUCACCUCCCUCUACCCCUCCUCCGUGUCUUUACUUCCCUCCUCCGCGUCGUCCUUUCCCCUCCUCCUUCCUCCUCCCUCCUCCCUCCUCCCUCCUCCGCCCCCCUCCUUGCUUGCCGGAUGCGGGUGCCGUCUCUCUGCGCUUCAUCUUCCGUUUUCUUGCGCUUCGUAUCGCGUCUCGCUUCGCUUCGUCUCCCGUUUCGCCCCGCUUCGGUCUUACGCAGGCCGCACUCCCGAAUCCCACUUCGAACGACACACUCAGAGGGUUAGGGAGAGGGCUGUGGAUAUUGGGGCGCGAGUUUGAGGGUGGAUAUUGGUGCCGGGGACGAGGGCGGGGAGGAGAUUGAGGGCGGGGAGGAGAUUGGGGGGAAGGGGAAGCUGAUGGGGGUGCGAGAGAGAGAGAGGCUGGGGGUGGGGGUCGAGGGGGAGCUGGAGAGGUUGAGGGGGAGAGGGAGAGGGCUGUGGAUAUUGGGCCGUGCGAGGGGUGGGCUGGAGAGGUUGAGGGGGAGA